Magallana angulata is the source of this 3541-nucleotide messenger RNA. RefSeq names its product ATR-interacting protein-like. The record is from RefSeq and is a predicted model, not a curated record. Lineage: Eukaryota; Metazoa; Mollusca; Bivalvia; Ostreida; Ostreidae. The coding region runs from base 306 to 3164 and encodes 952 amino acids. The transcript is spliced from 16 exons. Gene Ontology annotation, biological process: DNA damage checkpoint signaling; DNA repair.
UUCGUUGCCCCUUGGAGUCCAAUAAAUGAAGUCCAAUUAAUGAAAAUAACAUGCUCAUAUUUAUUGUGCUUGGACAUUUUUUUAUUAUUUCAGGAUGCUUUUCACAAGAUGAAUACGGUAUUCUAAGCAGAUUUAUCUCGACAUGUUUUGUUCUCCGAGUUAAAAAUGAACGACUUAGUGAAAAUUAAAUGGCGGCAAUAUCCGAACAACAGAAGUUACACACUUGUGAAACUAAUCCAUUUGAUCCUGAUAUCUUCCAUCAGACUGAAUGAUGUGUCCAGGAGGUGCCUCUGUGAAGAUAUGUGAUGGCCAAUAACCCACUGUUUUCCUGCAUCAAACCAGGCAAGCGCUUUACUUAUAACUUGGAAGCAAGUAAAGAAAGUCCUCCGCCUGGCAAAUAUAGACCUCUACAGUCUAGAAAUGUAAGCAUGCAGGAGGCAAACAUCAAGUCUCCAAAAGCAAAGAGGAGAAGAACGGAAGAGGAAGAAGAGCAAUGGGAUGAUGAUGAUGAUGAUUUUAUGUUGACACAGGAAAAUAUUGCAGAGUUGGAUGAAAUGACACAGGCUGCCAUCAGAGGACAGAAGAGCCUGGGUGUGUCUGAUCCUGGUCCCUCGACCACCCCGCUGUCACGGAGCGAGGGUGUGAAAGCUCAGUCGGCUCCUGCCUACAACACUUCCACCCCCACCAGCAGGGUCACAUUUAAGCACCCUGUGGGUCCCGGUGUGUCAGAUAUCUCUCUGUCUAGACCCUCUGACUCAAGUUCUUCCAAAAACUCCAGCAACACAACCUACCCUAGUUCCUUGUCCAUUGGUAGAAGGUCCACCAGUUUAUCUUCACAUGACAACUCCUCAAAAUCAGCUGGGUCUGAGGAGAUUCCUUUUCAGCCAAUUAAAAGGAAACCCUCCCUGUCCUCAACUAACAGCUCCUCCAUGUCCUCAGAGAGUCUUGGGAUAAAGAGUCCUAUUUCUGAGGGCAUGCGGGAGGAGCUAGAGACGUACAGGAAACAGUGCCAGUCACAGAAGGAGGAGAUGGAAUCAAUAAAACAAGAGCUGUAUGUAAAACAAGGCGAGAAUAAAAUUCUCAGGGAAAAGCUAACAGAGAAGGACUCGGAACUCGGUGCUAUCAAGCAGCAGAAAAUGAAGCUCACAGAGCAGCAGAUGAAGGAGCAGUCACAGAAAGAGAAGCAGCUAAAACAGAGGAUUCAGAGUCUAAACGCACAGCUGCAGUUCCAAGAGAGAGACCUUGCUAAGAUGCGGGACAAAUGUCGAGAUUUAGAAUUGGCCAUGACUGCGGCGGGGGAUUCCCAGGUGGCGGGGACAUCCUCCUCUCACCAAAGUCCCCGUGUGGUGAAGAAGAUUGUGGUGUCACCUAAAGGCAGGCGUGGGGGAUUCCCCAGCACCAAGACCUUCUUGGCCGAGGAAGGCUCCCAGCUCGUACCCGCCCAGCAGGGUGAAAAGGGGGAGGUCCAGAUGGUAGAUGCUGCAACAAGUGCUAAUAUCACAGAGGAAGCUAAGAAAAUAUAUAAAAGUAGGAAUUUUCGACUGAAAGUUGAGCCUUCUAAAGGCAUGAUUUGUGGUAACCAUUUACUGUCCAAGCUAUCGGAGACCAGCGUACACGGAUGUGGACCGGGCAGCGGCCCAGACAAGGGGGUGAUGGGAUUGCUACAGAGUAACCCUGUGUCCAUGGACCUCCACACCUUUCUGUUUGACAGGGAUAGCUCCAAGAUGCUCUCACCCAUUCCAACCAAAAGAAUGUCAGACAAAAAAUUAACAGCAGACAGACCAAGGCCCAGACCCAUAGUGUCGACUAGCAGCUACGCCCGAGCCAUGGAGGGACUUCACAGUAUUCUGAAGGAUACUUUAGUGAAAGUAUCCCACACCUGCACCUUUAGUGACCAAUCAACAAGCUUGUUACAAACUACUCAUGAGACCUCGGUGAGCCAUAAUGGCCUGUUUUUUUUACCCUUAGUAAAUGACUACCUAUCUCAUUACAUUGAGAUGAUGAACAGUUAUGUAGAAAGAGGACAGACACUCCUCAGUCCUCAGAGCUCCUCAUCCUCCUCAUUUGGACCGUCUAGCUCUGGGGAUAGUUCCAUGGAUUCUUUGACCAGUUCCCUGAAUGUUCUGUUACGGGAUGGAGCAGCAUACGCCAACAAUCUAGAGUCGUUAGCCCUGUGUGCUCUCCAUGUUUUAUAUAAACUGGUUCUCUUCUGCGAGGCUGUGCAGGACAUUCUGCUCGCCUCCGAUGACGUGCUCUCAGACUCCAGCGUCUCCAGCUUUGAGAAGGUGGAUGAGAUGGAUACGGAUCAUCCCUCGUCCUCCUUGAACUCCACAACCAGUAGCCAUGGCAGCAUGGACAGUGUGCGACAGAGUCUGAUGGACUGUCACCUGCUCAGCAAAAUCCUCCGACUGGCCAACCCUGGCAGAGCAAGCAGUGAUGGGGAGGGACCAAAAAAAUUCAAUGAAUGGGUUGUUCACAGAGCAUUGAGCAUCAUCAAAGUACUUGCAGAGAAUUGUAAAGAGACUCAGAUUACUCAACUCCUCCCGGUCCUGAGUAAGGGGGUGUUGUCCAGCUGUCUGCGGUGUACCUCAACCCCCCGGCUCGUCUUGACCGCUGUACAGGUCAUGAGUUCACUGACCAAGCACCACAGAGCUGUGUCCUCAGCCUGUUGCUGCCCAGAUCACUGUGUGUUUCUGUCCCUUUACCAGCUGUGUUCAACAUCUUCCACAUCUGUGUUUCCAGAGGAGGUCUUUGUAGACUUUGCUGCAAAUGCUCUGACAUGUUUAUCCAAUGUACCAAGCAAUAGUAAACUGGGAUCUUCUGUUCUGCUGGACACAGAAUGUAACACACAGCUGCAGAAAUCAGUUGUGCUUCUUCUCCACAAAAUAUUGUUGUUCUACCAAACAAAUCAAUCUGCAGAGGCACGAAGGGUUCUCCAGAGAGGGGCCUUGUUUCUUCACAACCUGAGUCAGGUAGACGGUCAGUUUGAGGAGCGGCAGUAUAUGGUACAGCACCAGUACACAGAGCUCAUCUUUGGACUCAAUGCACUCUUUAAGCCAGCAGCAUACGAAAACGAAAGAAAUGCUGUUACAGAGUUGUGGUACUUGGGAAGAGAAGACUCGGACUCCUCACAAGAAGACGAGGAGGAGAUGGAGAUCAGCUGAUAGUGGCCAGUGUUAGUGUACGCCAUCAGUAAUUAAAAAGCAGUUGAACAAUUAAAUUAUUGAUUACACAUUACAGAUUCUUGUUAAUACUCUAUUCUAGUGGGAGAUGGACCCAUGGACAAAAUAUACUAUUCUGACUAAAAACUACAACACUAAUGUUAAAUUUUCUCUGAACAUUAAUUUAAUUUCCUCAGAACUUUGAUCAAAUCAGUCUUCUCUUUAUAUAUGUAGCUGGUGUUUUAAUCAAACUUAUGUAUCUAUAUCCUGUUUUGUAAAAAAAAAAUGAAUUGUGUCAGUUAUGAAUGACAAAGUAGGAUUAUUUUGUUUUGUUGAAGUAUAUGAAACUGUUUGUUGAAAUAAAUACCUGGAAUAAGGAG